AUGUUUCCUCACAAACAACAACAAGCUAUCAAGUUUGUCAUUCGAUCAAAGCUCUCUGAAGAGCAAGUAGUUGCACCCAAACCUACAGCCGAAAAGGUCGAAUCUGCAUCUAAACUUUCUACUGAAUCGGCUCUUCGUUUGGAAGAAGAAUUUGAACGGAAGCGAAAGAGAGCCGAAAAAGAUACACUAGUAUCAUCCAAAAAGAUCCACACCCAACUUCAGAAAUGGAAUCAAAAGAAAGCUGAACUCAAAGACCCUUUGGAAGACAAAAAUUCGGCUGAAAUAGAAACCAAAUCUAAACUUUCGGAACCAUCAACAAAGGAAUCAAAAGAUUCCAAGGAAGAAACAGAGACAAAACAAAAAAAGGCCGAAAAAGAAGCUGACGAAGAAGAUGAUGCAGCAACAGAAAAUAAAUCAGAAAAAGACGACGAUUUUUCGGAUAGAGUCAUGAAUGCAUGUCUGCUGUGUCAGCGUAAAUUCAAGUCUGGUCAGGAUUUAGAGAAGCAUCAAGAGCUUUCUGAACUUCACAAAAAGAAUCUCCAGGACCCAGUUGUCAUAGAAAAAGCCCGGAUGAAGAAACGAUUUGUGAAAUCUGAAGCCGAAAAGGCAGAAGAACGAGCUGUAGAGCAAAGUGUGGGGGAGAGGGUUCGAGUGCUAGUUCUAGUGUUGGCGUUUAGUAUCGGUGCUACUAUUAGUGUUACCGCUACUAUUAGUAUUAGUGCUAGUAUUAGUGAAAGAAAGAAAAGAAAAGAUAUUCUUUAUCUAGGAUACUCCAAACUCAAAUCUCUCCAGCAACAUUACCGUAAUCGAGCUGCAGAGCGCAGGCAAGCUUAUGGUCAGCCAGAAAAGCCAUCUCUUUCAGACUCUAUUCACCGUCCUCCACCGCGACUCAGACCCGAUGAGAGACCUACUCAAAGUGCUUCUGUAAAAAAAGCUUUAGGAGAUGAUAAUGUAGGCGCACGUAUGUUGAAGCUAAUGGGAUGGCGACGUGGAGAAGGACUUGGAAAGGAUGGCUCUGGUAUUGUUGAUCCUAUAAACGCAGAGAGAUAUUCUCAGGGAGCAGGACUUGGUACUGCAUAUGCAAAGAGAGACGCUUCAGAUGGAUCUGAUUCUUACAAAGACAGGGUCAAAGAGAUGGCAAGAAGACGCUUUGAAGAGGGACCUUGA
This is a messenger RNA of Phycomyces blakesleeanus NRRL 1555(-), 1167 nucleotides long. RefSeq lists its product as hypothetical. Gene Ontology annotation, biological process: mRNA splicing, via spliceosome. Gene Ontology annotation, cellular component: nucleus. The coding region runs from base 1 to 1167 and encodes 388 amino acids. The record is from RefSeq and is a predicted model, not a curated record. Lineage: Eukaryota; Fungi; Mucoromycota; Mucoromycetes; Mucorales; Phycomycetaceae. The transcript is spliced from 7 exons. Gene Ontology annotation, molecular function: RNA binding.